AUGGAUCAAAAGAACAGCGACAAGCCUACUCCCGCCAAGAAACCAGACCAGAACUCCUCAGUUCCUGGUUUACUGCCCAAGAACGUAGAAGAAUGUCUUGGGAAAUUUCUGGCAGUUGUGGAUGCAGAGAAUUCUACCGAUGAAGACAAGAAGCGUGCCGGGGAUGCAUUUGUAUGCAGCGUCGAAGCCUGGGGGGACGAUCUGCGUUUAGAACGACGUGCCCAUGCAGCAAUGGACCACAUGCUGAAAAUGCUGGAAGGAAUGACAAAGAAACGCCAUGAAUAG
Messenger RNA from Fusarium proliferatum ET1, 285 nucleotides. RefSeq lists its product as uncharacterized. The record is from RefSeq and is a predicted model, not a curated record. The transcript is spliced from 2 exons. NCBI's taxonomy places the organism in Eukaryota, Fungi, Ascomycota, Sordariomycetes, Hypocreales, Nectriaceae. Bases 1 to 285 code for a protein of 94 amino acids.